GCGCCUCUGUAACGAAGCACGGCACAAGGGAAAAAAUAACCUAAACGAGUCUGUUUAUAGCCUAACCUUCGAUAAACCGUUUAGCAAACAGUGGUAACGUAUUUUAUGACUAUGGAAGUGUUCCAUUACUGAGGUAAUCGUUUCAAAUAAGACAGUAUUUUGAUCUGUGUGUUCACAUUUGACAAGUGACUGUACCGACCGUGCCUCCCGGUGUCGGCUCUGUCCCAGGUGCUGAAAGCGCUGGUGGUGCGUUUCCGUAGCAACCAACGACCAAGUUUAGGCUACACGGCCAACACCGAUUUCUUAUGACAACAGGAAACGCCGAGUGGUGGAGGAAAGGAGCCCAGUGCGGUGAAUGUUAAGCAACUCUCCGCCACAGACCGAGGUGUGGAUCCCGUUAACGCGAAUAAAUGGGAUAUUCGGUUGGCCGGGCAGGAUGUAAAACAUCUUUUGAAGGAUGGGGAAACAAAGCUUCUCUGCGGCGACACUGUCACUGCUCGUUCUGGGUUGGCUCACGGUAUCCGUUACCGCUGGUGACUCAACUCUGUCGGCUCCUGUCAAUGUGACGAUCAGGGAGCUGGAGGCUAACACAGCCAUAGUCACAUGGGAGAUACUGGAGGGAGAUCCUGUCAUCGGAUUCGCCGUCACACAACAGAAGAAGGAUGUGCGCAUGCUGCGGUACAUCCAGGAAGUAAACACGACCACGCGCUCCUGUGCAUUAUGGGACUUGGAGGAGGACACGGAGUACAUUGUCCAUGUCCAGAGCAUCAGCAUGGGAGGCAGCAGUCCUCCCAGUGACCCGGUCAGCUUCAGAACUCCCAGAGAGUCUGAGAAACUGGCCUCCACAGGCCCAGACGAGGUGAACAGGGAGGAGAUGGAACAGGCAGUGCAGCUCAGAGUUGGAGAGCUCAUCAUCAUCGUAGUGGUGCUCGUCAUGUGGGCAGGUGUGAUCCUCCUGUUCUGUCGUCAGUAUGACAUCAUCAAAGACAACGAGCCCAACAACAACAAGGACAAAGCCAAGACCUCGUCAGAGUGCAGUACACCAGAACACCCACAGGGGGGGCUACUGCGCAGCAACGUCUGAAAACAGCCCCCACUGGCCACUCACCUAUAUGGCAAUAACCUCCAAUCCUAUUCCUCAGGACAGGUGAGGCUACACAGCCAACCAGAACCGUCAUACCUGAGGCUGCAUCCUGAUUCUUCAUACUUCUCCUGAAGUGUGCGUGUCCUUGUAUCUACAACAUGACGAUCACCACUACGAUGAUGAUGAGCUCUCCAGCUCCGAGCUAAGAUCCCUGACACCAUCUCCUCCACAAAUCAGCACCUCAGACUACAGCACAGCACCGCACCAGGAACCCAGCCCAGCCAAUCCCAGCAGCACAGCACCGCACCAGGAACCCAGCCCAGCCAAUCCCAUCAGCAUAGCCCCGCACAGGAACCCAGCCCAGCCAAUCCCAGCAGUCCAGCAGCACAGCCCACGAUGGACCACAACCACCUACCACCCAGAGUGGGGAGACUGAAGAGGUGUAGGGUGAAGCUGCCCCGAGACGCUGAUCUUGGGUCAGCGUCUAGGGUUGUGCCUUUCAGAUUAUCAUACACAAGGUUAAAUGGACACGGGAGGCCUGAUCAUAGAUCAGCACUCCCACUCUGAGACGCUUUAUGAACAGAGAGGAAUGACAGGUGUGGUCGAAAGUUCCAGCUAGACUAUCAGAGGGCAAGGUAAAGUUAUUAUCAUAUUGCUUAAACCUAUCAAAUCAUUUUAGAUUGCAACAGAUGUCUAGAGGGAAGGGGCUAGUGAUCGUUUCUGGACAAGGAGCCUCUGUCUCCCCCUCCCUCUCUCCAGAUCACUGUCUCUACACUCUCUAUCUCCCUCUCUCCAGAUCACUGUCUCUACACUCUCUAUCUCCCUCUCUCCAGAUCACUGUCUCUACACUCUCUAUCUCUGACUCAUAAGGAAAAUGACUUCCUCUCCUAAACCCUCUGACUCAUAAGGAAAAUGACUUCCUCUCCUAAACCCUCUGACUCAUAAGGAAGGUGACUUCCCCUCCUAAACCCUCUGACUCAUAAGGAAGGUGACUUCCCCUCCUAAACCCUCUGACUCAUAAGGACGAUGACUUCCCCUCCUAAACCCUCUGACUCAUAAGGAAAAUGACUUCCUCUCCUAAACCCUCUGACUCAUAAGGAAGGUGACUUCCCCUCCUAAACCCUCUGACUCAUAAGGAAGGUGACUUCCCCUCCUAAACCCUCUGACUCAUAAGGAAGGUGACUUCCCCUCCUAAACCCUCUGACUCAUAAGGACGAUGACUUCCCCUCCUAAACCCUCUGACUCAUAAGGAAGGUGACUUCCCCUCCUAAACCCUCUGACUCAUAAGGAAAAUGACUUCCUCUCCUAAACCCUCUGACUCAUAAGGAAAAUGACUUCCUCUCCUAAACCCUCUGACUCAUAAGGAAGGUGACUUCCCCUCCUAAACCCUCUGACUCAUAAGGAAGGUGACUUCCCCUCCUAAACCCUCUGACUUCCCCUCCGUCUGUCUCUCUUCCUGGGCUGAAACGUUGUUGCCCUUGUUAGUUGUCCUCCUACAGUAUCCAAUCUGAAGGAUAAAAUCUGACACAGUUUUUAUGACAGCAUAUAGCAGGGUCAGAGAGAAGACUGGCUGGAGAAGAUGGCCCCUAUCCCCUACACCCUAUCCCCUACCCUCUACACCCUAUCCCCUACCCUCUACACCCUACCCUCUACC
Messenger RNA from Oncorhynchus tshawytscha (Chinook salmon), 2738 nucleotides. RefSeq names its product fibronectin type III domain containing 5b (gene fndc5b). Lineage: Eukaryota; Metazoa; Chordata; Actinopteri; Salmoniformes; Salmonidae. The transcript is spliced from 5 exons. Gene Ontology annotation, molecular function: protein binding. The coding region runs from base 458 to 1084 and encodes 208 amino acids. The record is from RefSeq and is a predicted model, not a curated record.